Fragaria vesca subsp. vesca is the source of this 1747-nucleotide messenger RNA. Its product is annotated as shaggy-related protein kinase zeta-like. NCBI's taxonomy places the organism in Eukaryota, Viridiplantae, Streptophyta, Magnoliopsida, Rosales, Rosaceae. Gene Ontology annotation, cellular component: cytoplasm. The coding region runs from base 52 to 1305 and encodes 417 amino acids. Gene Ontology annotation, molecular function: protein serine/threonine kinase activity; ATP binding. The transcript is spliced from 12 exons. Gene Ontology annotation, biological process: protein phosphorylation; signal transduction. The record is from RefSeq and is a predicted model, not a curated record.
AGAGGGGGUGGUGGUGUGUGUGAGAGAGAGACUCAGCAUCUCUCACAUCACAUGGGGUCUUUGGGUUUGGGGCCAAAGCAUCAUCACCAAGCAGAGGCACAACCACAGCGACAAGCAGACCUCAAUGAGCCACUGAACCACGUGCCCCGCCGCCCCUCCGAUAUGGACUCCCACAAGGAAAUGUCGGCUCCUGUUAUUGAGGGAAAUGAUGCAGUCACUGGUCACAUCAUUUCCACAACCAUUGGUGGGAAAAAUGGUGAACCCAAACGGACGAUAAGUUAUAUGGCAGAGCGUGCUGUAGGUACUGGAUCAUUUGGAAUUGUAUUUCAGGCUAAGUGCUUGGAAACUGGAGAAACGGUGGCCAUAAAGAAGGUGUUGCAGGACAGGAGGUAUAAAAAUCGAGAGUUGCAGCUGAUGCGUUUAAUGGAUCACCCAAAUGUUGUUUCCCUAAAGCAUUGUUUCUUCUCUACAACGACUAAAGAUGAGCUUUUCCUGAAUUUGGUCAUGGAAUAUGUACCCGAGACUAUGUACAGAGUACUGAAGCACUAUAGUUCUAUGAACCAGAGGAUGCCACUCAUCUAUGUGAAACUUUAUACAUAUCAAAUUUUUAGGGGCCUUGCUUACAUCCACGCUGUUCCUGGGGUAUGCCAUAGAGAUGUGAAACCUCAAAAUCUUUUGGUUGAUCCCCUCACCCACCAGGUUAAGAUUUGUGAUUUUGGAAGUGCAAAAGUAUUGGUCAAGGGUGAAGCAAACAUUUCCUACAUAUGUUCUCGCUACUAUCGAGCUCCUGAGCUCAUCUUUGGUGCAACGGAGUAUACAACAUCCAUUGAUAUCUGGUCAGCUGGUUGUGUUCUUGCUGAGCUCCUUCUAGGCCAGCCGUUGUUUCCAGGAGAGAAUGCAGUGGAUCAACUUGUAGAGAUUAUCAAGGUUCUUGGUACUCCAACCAGAGAAGAAAUUAGAUGCAUGAAUCCAAACUAUACCGAUUUUAGGUUCCCUCAGAUCAAAGCUCAUCCUUGGCAUAAGGUUUUCCACAAACGAAUGCCUCCAGAAGCAAUUGACCUUGCUUCACGGCUCCUUCAGUAUUCACCAAGUCUACGCUGCACGGCGCUUGAAGCAUGCACACAUCCGUUUUUUGACGAACUUCGUGAGCCUAAUGCACGUCUUCCAAAUGGCCGCCCUUUGCCGCCUCUUUUCAACUUCAAACAAGAAUUAAAUGGAGCAUCACCUGAACUGAUCAGCAGGCUCAUACCAGAGCAUAUGCGACAGCAGAUUGGUCUUGGAUUCCCUCACCCAGCAGGUACUUAAAUGUAAAGUCAUGAAGCAAGGAAUCAUCUCUUCUUCUAGUGGAUGGAGCAAAGCAAAAUCAGGCAUGUUUGUGGUCCAUAUAACAUUGAGCAUUUUGGCCUAAUCUGCUGUUGUCCCCCUUUCGAAGAUGUAUACAUAUACUCUCUCAGGCUUAAUGUGGAAAUCAGUAAUCCUGUCUAUGUCAAUUUUAGCCUAAACAUAUUGUCUUACUGCAUCUGUACAUCGUUUUGAUUGUAAGGAUUCCAGAAAGCUAAGUGUAAAAGAAGGUGAUGUUAUUCGAAUGACGCUAGUAGGGGUUGUGAAAGUCUUGCAGGACCCGGAGGGUAUUUAUAGUAGUGCGGCUUGUUCUUCUCUUUUAAUUAUUGUGUUGUUUCUAUUGUUGCCUCAGUUACGUUUUUACAAUUGAUGAUUAUUGUGUCCACACUAGGGCAUUGUUUCAGUU